Mucor mucedo is the source of this 1549-nucleotide messenger RNA. Its product is annotated as adenylosuccinate lyase. Gene Ontology annotation, cellular component: cytosol. Lineage: Eukaryota; Fungi; Mucoromycota; Mucoromycetes; Mucorales; Mucoraceae. Gene Ontology annotation, molecular function: (S)-2-(5-amino-1-(5-phospho-D-ribosyl)imidazole-4-carboxamido) succinate lyase (fumarate-forming) activity; N6-(1,2-dicarboxyethyl)AMP AMP-lyase (fumarate-forming) activity. The record is from RefSeq and is a predicted model, not a curated record. The coding region runs from base 32 to 1480 and encodes 482 amino acids. The transcript is spliced from 2 exons. Gene Ontology annotation, biological process: 'de novo' AMP biosynthetic process.
UAUAUUUUCCUUCAAGAACAAUUCCCCAACAAUGGCCGGUGUUCACGAUAAGUACCAGUCACCUUUGACCUCUCGUUAUGCCUCCAAGGAGAUGGCUUACAACUUUUCUGACGACAAGCGUUUCUCUACUUGGCGUCAACUUUGGACCAACUUGGCUAUUGCUGAAAGACAACUUGGUUUGACUGAUAUCACUGAAGAGGCCAUUGAGCAAAUGAAGGCCAAUAUCUUUAACAUUGAUUAUGUUAUUGCUGCUGAAGAGGAAAAGAAGCGUAGACACGAUGUGAUGGCUCACGUCCAUACCUUUGGUUUAGUUGCUCCUGCUGCUGCCCCCAUUAUCCAUUUGGGUGCUACUUCUUGUUACGUUACUGACAACGGUGAUUUGAUUAUUAUCAAGGAUGCUUACGAUAUUGUCAUCAAGAAGCUCGCAAAGUGUAUUGACAUUCUUUCCAAGUUUGCUGAAGAAUACCGUGCUUUACCUACUUUGGGUUUCACUCAUUUCCAACCUGCUCAACUUGUCACAGUUGGUAAGCGUGCUACUUUAUGGAUCCAAGAGUUGUUAUGGGAUUUACGUAACUUUGAGCGUGCACGUGAUGAUCUCAAGAUGCGUGGUGUCAAGGGUACUACGGGUACUCAAGCCUCCUUCAUGGCUCUUUUCAAUGGUGAUCAUGAUAAGGUUGAAGAAUUAGAUCAAUUGGUCACUGAGCUCUCUGGUUUCAAGGAAGCUUAUCCUGUGUGUGGUCAAACUUAUGCUCGUAAGAUUGAUAUUGAUGUCAUCCAUCCUCUUUCUGGCUUUGGUGCUUCUGCUCAUAAGAUUGCCACCGAUAUCCGUCUUUUAGCCAACUUGAAGGAGAUUGAAGAACCUUUUGAGAAGGAUCAAAUUGGAUCUUCUGCCAUGGCCUAUAAGCGUAACCCUAUGCGUUCAGAGCGUGUGUGUUCUCUUUCUCGUCAUUUGAUGAUCCUCAUCAACGAUGCUCUUCAAACCAGUGCUGUUCAAUGGUUCGAACGUACUUUGGAUGAUAGUGCUAACCGUCGUAUCUCACUUCCCGAAGCUUUCUUGACGACCGAUAUUGUCUUGACCACCUUACAAAACAUCUUUGAAGGUAUGGUUGUGUACCCCAAGGUCAUUGAACGUCGUAUUCUCCAAGAAUUGCCCUUUAUGGCUACCGAGAACGUUAUCAUGGCCAUGGUAAAGAAGGGAGGUGAUCGUCAAGAAUGUCACGAAGAGAUCCGUGUGUUGUCUCAUGAGGCCGCCUUUGUGGUCAAGAUGGAAGGUGGAGAAAACGAUUUGAUUGAACGUAUCAAGAAGACUAAAUAUUUCGAACCUAUCUGGGCUGAACUUCCUGCUUUAUUGGAUCCCUCUACUUUCAUUGGUCGUGCUCCUCAACAAGUCGACUCUUUCUUGCUCAAGCAUGUGAAGCCUGCAUUGGCUCCUUAUGCUGAUUCUCUUAAAGAUCAUACCAAGGCCGAAUUAUCCGUUUAAAAAAAAACACACAUAUUCUCGACUGUACAUUUUUUACCAUCAUAAAUUAUUUUUUGUUUUUCUCAAUUU